UGAACUGGGUCUUAUUCUUAUUACCCAAUAUUCUUGAAGAAAUCUUUAUGAAAAAAAAGUCCUACCUUUUGAUGUUUGAUGUAAUUUUGAGUCUACCAAGGUUCCAACUCGUCUAACAGCUCCAUGACAGGACCGGGCGUAUUAUUAUACCUUGAUCUGGCUCCAUAUAAUUUCCUCGGGGCCCAUAUACGAUUGCAUUUUUUUCUUCCUUUUUUUCAUAAUUCUGAAUCUGCUAUGCCAUUUGUUUGUAACUCCCGCCACCUCACAGCGAUGAGCUGUAAUGCCUGCAUGGAGCGUUGGCCUUCUCGCUUUUUUAUUGGCUGCUUCAUUUGCAUUGACAUGUUCCUGUCUAACGGGGCUUUCCCGCCGACGCAUGGCCGCACGGUGUUUCGAGCCCGAAACGCAAAAGCAGCUCUGUCGAGUUGGCAGCCGUCAAAACCAAUAGGCGGGUCUUGGACUAAAUGGCCACGAAUGCUUCGAGUUAGGUUCGCGAUGUGGCACUCGCACAGGCAAAGUCGCGGCUGGGAAAAGAGGGAGAGUGGAUAGGGAAUCGCUAGGGAUCGCUAGGGAUCGUGAAGGAUUAGUAGAGAUCACAUGGGUUGGUGCAUAUGG
Molecule: messenger RNA, 612 nt
Organism: Daldinia caldariorum
Lineage: Eukaryota; Fungi; Ascomycota; Sordariomycetes; Xylariales; Hypoxylaceae
Exons: 1
Coding region: 124-546 (140 amino acids)
Source: RefSeq, a predicted model, not a curated record